Messenger RNA from Dimorphilus gyrociliatus, 1149 nucleotides. The record is from the annotation of a GenBank genome assembly. Lineage: Eukaryota; Metazoa; Annelida; Polychaeta; Dinophilidae.
GUCUUUAUAAGAAAGGCUAUUGUUUUAGUAUAUCAGUCUUGUUGACAAUUACCGAAGGUACACUUGAAAAAUAUGCAGGCUUCCGUAAUGCUUACAACAAUUUUAGGUCUUUUUAUCAUAACUUUAGCACAGUCUCAAAAUAUUGGUUUUAAUCAACCAAGUUAUACGAUAGAUGAAGGAACUUCUGGUGAAAUGGUGAUAUCUAUAGAUGAAAAUAUUGAUGUGCAUUGCCUACUACAUAUGCAAUCUGAGUUUGGCUUACGAGUGCUAAUUUUGCAAGAGAAUCUAUUCUUUUCACCAAACAACAAAGCAAUUGAAAUUUCAGUUUUAGCUUUACAGAAUAGUAUACCUUGCGAUUCAGUAGAAGCAACAAUUCUGAUAGAUUGCGAUAAUGAUUAUCAGAAUACGUUUAAUCGAAAAACUGCAAAAAUCCAUAUUGAAGAUCAAUCUGCUGGAGGAAAAGUAUGCAAUGAUCCACAUUUAAUGCAAAAUGUUAGGGUUUUCGAUGAGAUGUCCUCUAAUCAAACGAAAGCCGUUUGUUAUGAUUUAUAUGGUAAAUCUGGUGAUCAAUUUGAAAUUCUUUCCGAUAAGAUUCUAAAUACCUCGGUAAUCAUUCAUCUUCGAGAUGACUAUUAUAUCGGUAAAGUAUUCGUCCAAGGGCCAUUUGGCGUUGUUGAAAUCAAUACUGCUUAUAUUGAAACUUCUUCCAAGUCGAAAUUCUCUUGGAACAACUUGAAAAAUUUCACAUUGGAUAAAGAACAUGGACCAAUGUUAGCAAUCAAUAGUAAUAAAAAUGCUAUCAACGUAAAAUACGAUAGUGGCUUUAGAAUUCUUAGCGUUUUAAUUGUCAAGAUUAAAGAAGAAUACGGAAAAGAACAUUUAAAUCUUUUAAUGAGUAGAGAAAUGGGACAGGAUAAUGUAUUCGAUCAAUUUCAUGGGGGAAUUUUUGGAGAAAUUGCCAAUAAACAAUAUACAUUUUACAGACCCGUUCAAGAAAACGAAAGUCACGCAGCUGUAAUGAUAAAUGGAAGAUACGUUAAAUCUUGGAUUAGAAAACAGGAAUUCAACCAAAAGGAGAAAUGCUUUACACUAACCUUGAAAGAUUUACUAUUUCCAAAAAGUGUCAAAGAUUUUCAAAAGUCUUCAUAA